Parastagonospora nodorum SN15 is the source of this 1431-nucleotide messenger RNA. RefSeq lists its product as hypothetical. The record is from RefSeq and is a predicted model, not a curated record. Gene Ontology annotation, cellular component: cytoplasm. Gene Ontology annotation, molecular function: oxidoreductase activity. The transcript is spliced from 2 exons. The coding region runs from base 1 to 1431 and encodes 476 amino acids. Lineage: Eukaryota; Fungi; Ascomycota; Dothideomycetes; Pleosporales; Phaeosphaeriaceae.
AUGAAGCAUCCACGCGCUUCUCUACCAACCCCAACAUCAACGAAUUCAUUUUGGCACAGCGAGCCGAACAAAUUCUUGCUGGGGCAUCGAACGACCGAGAAGCUGCCUUCUGAGGCUGAUAUUGUGAUCGUGGGAACCGGCAUAACUGGCACAUCCGCUGCAAGAUUUCUGAGCGAAGAUGCAAGGUCAAAGGGGAAGAGUAUUGUUGUGCUCGAUGCUAGGGAGGCAUGUUGGUGCGCCACCGGACGGAACGGCGGCCAUUGUCAGCCUCUCCUCUGGGAUCGUGGCUCCGAAGUAGCUGCAUUCGAACUCCGCAAUGUCGCCGCCGUACGAAACUACAUCGAAGCGAACAACGUCCCUUGCGAAUGGCGCACUGUAUACGGCUGCCGCACCUUCUGGACGGAGGGCGCAAUGGCCGAAGCCGAAAAGGAAAUCGCUCAACUCCAGGAAUCAUCGCCGGAUGUUGCAGCUCAAGUCUCAAUCAUCAAGGACAAAGCUGAGCUCAAGAAACACCGCGUCAGUUCCGAAUGUGUCGGCGCAACUCUCACAGCCGGCGCAGCAAGUCUAUGGCCAUACAAGCUCGUCACAUUCAUACUCGAGAAGUUGGUGAAGGAGGGGAAGAUCAACUUGCAAACCAAAACACCAGUCGAGGAAAUCAAGACCUCGGAAGACGGCAAGACGCACACAUUGGUUACGCCUCGCGGCACUAUCAGUUCGCAGAACGUCAUCCUCGCAACAAAUGGCUACACAUCCGCUCUCCUACCACACUUCGCAGACCUCAUUGUCCCCGUGCGCGGCGAAAUGUCUGCUCUAUACCCACCCGCAAACUCAACCAUCAUCCCAGACUCCUACGGCAUGGUCGGCGCCCUGAACCAGCCCGAGACCAACGACGACUACCUAGUCCAGCGCCCAUACUCGGGUGUGCCGAAUCCAGGCGGCCACUUGAUGUUCGGCGGCGGACGCGGCGCCGGCCAUCUACCGACCAUCGGCGUAUCAGACGACACCAUCAUUGACAAAGACAGCGCAGCCUAUCUGCGCAGCGCGCUCCUCAAAGUCCUCGAACUCGACGGCGAGACGGAGGGACUUGCUGAACUCAAAGCCGCGGCUGAGUGGACUGGCAUCAUGGGAUACAGUCGCGACGAUCAUCCGUGGGUUGGCAAAGUGCCUGAGAAAGAAGGGCUGUGGCUUUGUGGCGGGUACACGGGACAUGGUAUGCCCAACGGCACAUUGUGUGGAAAGGCGGUUGUGGAUAUGUUGCUUGCAGAGCUGGAGGGCAGGGACUUUGCAGAUGUACAGGAGAGUAUGGUGCAGAAGGGCGAUAUACCGCGGAGUUACCUUUUGAGCACGGAGAGGAUUGAGAGAGCGAGGGCUGGGCUUACAGUGGAGCAGCAGGAUCAGAAGGGCUUGCGCAUGCCGAAUGGGGUUGUGUAG